AUGGCGCUCGCUUCGACAAGCGGAACAGUCGUCGACGGUAUUGUUCAGCAUAUGGAGAGGUACCUGGGUGAGAUUCAGCGCGGCUGGUCGACGUACGAGAACGGCCUGGUAGCGCCUUUCCAGGUCGUGGAGUUCGGAGAAGUGCCUCGAGAGAUCGGUUGGACGGUCCUCGCCACGCUCGGCCUCAAUCAAUACCCCACCCGCUCGGCCAAAUCCGGGAAAGCAGUACGUCAAGAACUGGUGCUCAUACUUCCCGCCGCGUCGGCCCCGGGGCCGUUUCCUUCGGUGCUGCAACAGAUUGGCACUCAGGUGGUCCAUUCGGGGCAAGCCGUGCUUCGAGGAGAGUUCCUCGAGCUCGACCAGCCUUGUCCAUUUGUGCCCGACUCGCAACUGAGCGCAUUUUUCGCGACCUUACCCUCUUACCUGCCGGAUGCAUUCAACACCUAUCACGGCCCAGAGUUCGACGUCAUCUUCCCUUGGCUCAUCCCGAUUACCCCGUCAGAGCUGGCUUUCGUCAAGAACGAGGGAUGGUCGAAGUUCGAGGACCUUCUUGUGGAACAAGACCCCAACCUCCUCGACCUGCGCCGUGCUCCUCUUUUGCUCUACUGA
This is a messenger RNA of Sporisorium graminicola, 609 nucleotides long. RefSeq lists its product as uncharacterized. The record is from RefSeq and is a predicted model, not a curated record. The transcript has a single exon. The coding region runs from base 1 to 609 and encodes 202 amino acids. NCBI's taxonomy places the organism in Eukaryota, Fungi, Basidiomycota, Ustilaginomycetes, Ustilaginales, Ustilaginaceae.